This is a messenger RNA of Cornus florida, 2394 nucleotides long. RefSeq names its product DNA repair protein XRCC3 homolog. Gene Ontology annotation, biological process: resolution of mitotic recombination intermediates; t-circle formation; telomere maintenance via recombination. Gene Ontology annotation, cellular component: replication fork; Rad51C-XRCC3 complex. The record is from RefSeq and is a predicted model, not a curated record. Lineage: Eukaryota; Viridiplantae; Streptophyta; Magnoliopsida; Cornales; Cornaceae. The transcript is spliced from 2 exons. Gene Ontology annotation, molecular function: four-way junction DNA binding; ATP binding; ATP-dependent DNA damage sensor activity. The coding region runs from base 237 to 1205 and encodes 322 amino acids.
UAUACAUAUGAUGAUUACACGCCUAUUUAGCCAGAGGAGCCUAACGGAACUUUGCCAAUGGGUAAUUUUUGCAACAAUUUUAAUAGUUUAAGGGAUUAACUGUCAAAAUAAAAGUUCAGGCAGUUUUGAGAGAGAGAGAGAGUAAAGUUCAGGCAUUUUUUUUUGUACUUUACCCUAUUUAAAAUAAAAAUAAAUUUUGAAUUCUUUUUUCCUUUUUUUUUUCCGCAUAAAUUUGAAUGUUCAACAUGCCCCGUCUUUUCCCUCUCUCGUUUUCAAAACAAAACCUUUUCUUCCCAUCAAAUCUCUCUCCAAUGAACCCUGAAAAUCUACUCCAACAACCCCUCGCCACCCAGAAGUGCACCGUUGGCUGUCCGAUCCUCGACCGCUUCCUCGGCGGCGGCGUCCCCUGCAACUCCGUCACGGAGCUCGUCUCCGAGAGCAGUUGCGGCAAAACCCAACUCUGCCUUCAACUCCUCAUCUCCGCUCAGCUCCCCAUCUCCCUGGGCGGCCUCGCCGCCUCUUCUCUCUACAUCCACUCCGAAUUCCCCUUCCCCUCUCGCCGCCUCCAACAACUCUCCCACUCCUUCCGCUCCUCACACCCCAACGUUUUCGGAUCUUACGAUCCCUGUGAUCGCAUAUUAGUUCAGGCAGUACAUUCCGCAGACCAACUGUUCGACGUAUUGCAACGGGUCGAUCCACUUCUCGCCAAUACACCAAAUCGCUUGCCCGUUAAGUUGAUCGUGAUUGAUUCAAUUGCUGCGCUAUUUCGCUCUGAAUUUGAGAACACCCCGUGUGAUCUUAAGCGCCGUUCUUCACUGUUUUUCAAGAUUUCGGGCAAGUUGAAGUCGCAGGCAAAGAGGUUUGGUCUUGCAGUUGUGCUUACAAACCAGGUGGUUGAUUUAGUGGUAUCACCUGAGGGAAUGAAUGAGCUAAAGGUUGGGAAUUUGGGCUGUUUGUAUUCGUCGGGGAGACGGGUUUGUCCUGCUUUGGGGCUAUCGUGGUCCAAUUGUGUGAAUUCAAGAUUGUUCUUGUCGAGAAAUGAGGAGAAAGUCCGCGAGGACACUGGUCUGGUUGAUGUGGGUGGUAGUGAUUUUGUCAAUAGACGAACAAAGCGGCAGCUUCAUGUUGUUUUUGCGCCCCAUUUGCCUGAUUCGUCUUGCGAGUUUCUGAUUGUGAGAGAGGGAGUUUUUGGAGUUGAAAGAUAACGAUUGGUUAAAGAGCUGAGAUGGAUCAGAUGGUUUAGAAAUGGAUGUUUUUGAGUUUAAUUUUACUUAUUUAAGUGGGAAACUUGAAAAAUGAGCAGCACAACUUCUUCCCUUGAAUUCUGUUUGAGGAAAGAACCAAAUGCAUACAAAAGCUGCAGUUGUAGGUUGACCAUAUAUGCAAGCAUUUCUUAUUUGGUGAAAAUUUGUACAUUACUCGUUAGACAUGGGAUAACGGAAUGGUGGGCAGUCAGCUGGUAUAAGGAACUGAGAGCUUCUUUUGGUAAAUGCAUCAGAUGCUGACGAGCAAGCUUUCAGCUGUGCUGGGUUCUGAAGGUGAUAGGAAGGUUAUUGCCAGCUAACAUCGAAGUGGAUGAUACGGGGACGGUGAGAAUUGAGAACUUGGAACUACUCAUUCCUUUGGAUUGGUCACUGAUUGUUAUGAUUAUCCAUUUGGAUUAGAAUCAUUUGGGAGAGGAAGGGGAGCUUCGGAGAGAAAGUUGGAGGAUGUUUUGGCUUGGGUGCUGAUAAAAGAAGAAUUGACAAGACCCGUUGAGACAUUUGAGAGAUAACAGAGGAAGAGAAGGACAAUGAAAGAGAACCCAGUCUCUUUUAAAGGCUUGAGGUUUGUAAAAUGCUUGAUGAUGAAGGGAGAGGAGGGAGUGGAUGGAAUAGGGGCUAGGCCAGAAAGGAGAGGGGGUAUAGUACUGUUGUUGACUGUUCACAUCAUGUCACGGAAUGCCCGGGGGUGGACGGAAAAAGGGGAGGCAGAAGUCAAGGAAUACAAGGAUCCAUGGUUGGUUGGCUUCCUCAUACAGGAGAGUGAACCGCAUUAGGAAAGUGAUUAUUGAUGAAAAAGGAAUUGAAUACAGAGAGUUUGCAAUGGAGAUAGAAGCAGGUAGGGAUGUGAAGUGGCUAUUGGUUAGAGUUGGUAAAAUUGUUAAUCCUCUCGAGAGUUCUACCAAACCAGUGUGAUUAUUCACUUUCCUUCAUUUUAUCCCUUCAUUUUUUUUUUUUUUUUGAAAAAAAAAAAAAAAAAAAAAAAAAAAAAAAAAUUUAUAGUGACUACCACCCUCGAAUUUUAUAGUGACUGACCAUGAGAGUGUCGUUGAUGUUUGUUAACGCCAUUAGUGUCGAAUAUUGAUUGUGCAUAAUAAAUUACAGAGACAAUGAAUUUCAUUUCUACUUUUCA